GUCUGUCUCUCUCAAUGUUAGUUCUACCUGAUGACGAUUGCUUGUGUUACAAUCGAAACGUCGUACUCUAUUAUGUAAUUUAUUUUCUACGUAAAUUUACUGAAGGAACCAAAGAGGGAGGAAGUGACGCUCUUAACCCGGACGCGACGCGACGCUUCCGGCCGCGCCCGAAGCAGAAGGAGAGAGGAGCGGAGAAAGGAGGCGGCGGAGGCGACAGUGGGAUGGCGGGCAUGGACGCGAGCGUGGACCAGGCUCACUUGCCGAGGGUGGAGGAAGUAAAGAAAGAAUUCUCUGUGCUGGAGGAUGGAGUGCUUGCUCACCAUCUACAAAAGCAGGAGAUUGAGGAUCACUACGCCUCCAAUGUGGUGAAGAGCCGCCUCGCGGCGGGCGACGUGCGUUUGGCGCGACAGCUGCAGGAAGCGGAAGCGCAGCGGCAACGUCUAAAUCGGCUGACGAUUGAGGAGCGAGAUGCUCACGUUGCCAUGGAGCUGCAGCAGCAGGAAGAGCGGGCGCGCGAGGAGGAGCGUCGGGAGCGAGAGCGGCAGGAUGCGAGGGUCGCGCGCAGGCUGCAGGAGGGGGAGCGUAGAGGUCGCCACGUAGACUCGGCCGCGCAUCCAUCCCCAGUACGGGACCAAGUGGGCUUUGUGGAAGAGGGGAUGACUGAGGAGAUUGAGCUUGAUGAUGCGGAGCUGGCAAGAAGACUGCAGCAGCAGGAGGAGCAGAGAGCAUGGAAGGCUCACCGGGCAGCCGAUGCGGGGCUCAGGGCUGCAGUAUUGGCUCAGGAUGAGGAAAUCGCCAAGUUUAUCCAAGAGAAAGAACUAAAGAGUCUCAAACAAAAAGAGAAGACAUCGGUGAGGGCGAGAGAGAAAGGAGAGAUGGAGAAAGAGAGACGCAGAGACCCAAGAAAGGAGAGCGAGUGGGUGCGGGAGAGGGAAGCGGGGAGGGAGAGACAAGAGUGGGAAAGAGAGAGGGAGGUGCGAGCAAGGGAGAGACAUGGUGACCCGUGUAAAGAGAUCGAAUGGCAAAGGGAGAGAGAGGCGAGGAAGGAGAUUGACACUGGUGAGAGGAGAGAGCAGGAGAGGCUGAGAGACAGACACAGGGAUCUGAGUAAGGGGAGUGAUCAUGAGAGACAUGUGGAGGCACGGGGGUAUAGGGAGGGGGGGAGGGAGAUGCACGGGGAGAGAACCCCGGGAAGGGAGAGGAGAGAGCCUGUGUCUGUGAGGACUGCUGAUGAGAGAAGCAAUGGCGAUUCCCAGAGAAGACCGCCAAGGCCACCUCCGCCGAAGAACAUUGCGGAGGAGCUGGACCCGACGUUUGAUAAGCGACCAAUGAAGAGGCCGCCCCGCCCUGCCGCGCCUCCCUCGCACGGUCAGUCACUCUUCAAAUGAGACAAUCGCAGUCUCUUGAGUCAUCACCUGGUUAAACAAAUUUGAAAUACUUGGCUGUGUCCCUUGUAGACCGAACACAAGGCCAUCCUAUUGGCAGCCCACCCGCACACACAGCCAGCGAUGAACAUCACGUCAACCGGAGCUGGUCGAGAGAUGACAUUCAUGGGAGCCAGCCGGUGGAACCAGAAGGGGCAGCUGCCUGGGAUACAAGAGAUCAAGGGCAGAGGUGGGAGAGGGCAGGAAGAGUGCUAACAGGAGAGGGUGAAGACCAAAGUCGAAGCAAGAAAGAAAACUGCAAGCAGCAGUGAGAGGCCUCCGAGUUUCCCACGCUCAGCAAAGUAAACACCAUAGUGCUCAGCUUUACCAGCAGUAUUACUCGUGCGCAUAGUGUGCGAGUGUGAUAAACACCGUCUUGUUUAUAUUUCUAGUGAAUGUUCUGUGCAGCAAGUGCAUGGAACCAUCGCGAGCUGUGCCACAAUUGGUCGCACCGUCCCUCGUGCUGGCGCUUGAUCGUCACGGCAGUGUUACGUGUUCUGUGUUUAGUGGACCACACCUUUGCCAGUGUGUAAGUGUGGCGUGCGCGCAUUUGACCAGCAUUCUCAUUGUGUGGACACCCGCACAGGAUGGCCAGUGUCUUAUCUGUGAUGUCAGUUUUUCUUGUCUUAUUUUUUACGCUUCAAUAGGAUAUUGUACCGAUUGUAAAAUAACGAUGCCUUUUAUUUUUAGACAACAACAGCCAAAAUAUCAUGCGCUUUUUUCCA
Petromyzon marinus (sea lamprey) is the source of this 2149-nucleotide messenger RNA. RefSeq names its product coiled-coil domain containing 50 (gene CCDC50). The record is from RefSeq and is a predicted model, not a curated record. NCBI's taxonomy places the organism in Eukaryota, Metazoa, Chordata, Hyperoartia, Petromyzontiformes, Petromyzontidae.